CGCUCCCGCCGCCGCGGCUCGCCGGGCCCCGCCGCCAUGGCCUUCACCUUCGCCGCCUUCUGCUACAUGCUGGCGCUGCUGCUCACCGCCGCCCUCAUCUUCUUCGCCAUCUGGCAUAUUAUUGCAUUUGAUGAGCUGAAGACAGAUUACAAGAACCCUAUAGACCAAUGUAACACACUUAAUCCUACAGUUGAAAAGGUCAAAAAGAUUAAAAGAGUCAAAAUUGCAUUAAAGCUUGUGCUUCCAGAGUACCUCAUCCAUGCAUUCUUCUGUGUUAUGUUUCUCUGUGCAGCAGAGUGGCUUACACUGGGUCUCAAUAUGCCUUUGUUGGCUUAUCAUAUUUGGAGGUACAUGAGUAGACCUGUGAUGAGUGGCCCUGGUCUGUAUGAUCCUACAACCAUCAUGAAUGCAGAUAUUUUAGCCUAUUGCCAGAAAGAAGGAUGGUGCAAAUUAGCAUUCUACCUUCUAUCAUUUUUUUACUACCUAUACGGCAUGAUUUAUGUUCUGGUGAGCUCUUAAGAAGACAUCCAGCAAGCUUUGUUCCAGUUAAGUGCAUGCAAAAGCCACAAAACAUGGAUUCUUGACGACGAGAACCUCUUACCAAGAUUGACUACGGAACCUGAUGAUCGCGUUCGCGUUAGGAAACGACGCCUCCCCUAUUUUUAAAACACUUCCACAUUUUAUAUUUGUGGAAAGACUGUUUUCUUAUCUUUUACUGGGACACUGAAAUCAAAGAAUUACAUGUAAGCUGAUGUAAAGAUGAUGGGGUUUUGGAAAGUCCUGACUUUGCACUCCGUGAGGAACAGCUGUCAUCUCCAGUAGGUGUUGUGGCUGAUGAGCCGUAGCGCAGGAGGGGGUUGCUUUGGGCUGGGCUUCCUAGCAGCUCCUUUGGACUCAUGUCCCACUCCAACCACAAGCCAGCUGGAGCUGCCAAGGGCUUGGGAAGGACUGGAAGUGUCAUGGCCUUUCCCUGUAGGUGACGUUGGUCUUAAGAGAUGACUUCAUGGGCACAAUUGCAAAAAUAGCAGUUCUGUUUUAUUUUUCUGUCUGGUUCAUUUUUCCCUGUCUGUGCAUGGUUCAGACAUUUCUGUAUCCUCACCUGGCUUGAAUCUCAAGCAUGUGUCCUUGUGGAAGGAAGAAGCUGAAUUGUCCACAAAGGAGUAAAUUUAAGUUAUGAUUUUUUUCUUUAAUGUCUGUGCUGUCUUAUUAACAAACAAACAAACCUACAACCUUUGUCAAGCCCAAUGAUGAAAAUACUCGAGUUAAAAGAGUAAUACUACAGACCUUCUCAAAGCAGAAAGUGAGAUUUUGAAACUGCCCUGCUGUUCCUUAGUGCAAUAAAUAAUAAAACAAAAAGUCUCCAAUUCAGGAACACUUA
Messenger RNA from Apus apus (common swift), 1378 nucleotides. RefSeq names its product cornichon family AMPA receptor auxiliary protein 1 (gene CNIH1). Gene Ontology annotation, biological process: vesicle-mediated transport. The record is from RefSeq and is a predicted model, not a curated record. Lineage: Eukaryota; Metazoa; Chordata; Aves; Apodiformes; Apodidae. The transcript is spliced from 6 exons. The coding region runs from base 37 to 519 and encodes 160 amino acids.